AUGGAGCCACAAACCGAUCUCCCAACUCUAGUCGAAGAUCUCGAAGUCAACAUCGACGAGCUCACCACGACACUGGCGCCCCUGCUCGCCUCGCCCUUUAGCAAAACCGCAUCCUCGCUGCCGCUGCUGGAUAAAUCGAAACUCUACGUGCUCGCCGCCUACAGCAUUGAGUCCCUGCUCUUCUCCACCCUGCAAGCCAGCGGCAUCAACGCAAAGGAGCAUGCGAUAUUCCCCGAACUGGCGCGGCUGAAGGGGUACUUUGGCAAGAUCAAGGAGAUUGAGGACAGAGGUGUAAAGGGCAGUGCGGAGGGGAGGGCGAGGCUGGAUGUCGGUGCCGCUCAGCGCUUCAUCAAGCACGGGUUAAGCGGGAAUGAGCGCUACGAUCUCGAGCGCAGGGAGAAGAUGGCAAAGGAGAAGGCGCGCGCGGCAAUCAAGGCUCGACAGAUCAACAAGAAGUUUGACAACGAGGGCAAGGCGGGGGUCGAGGACAAAACAAACGUCACGCCUAAGAAGCGCGCUGUCGACGACGUGGACGUGGAUGUGGACGACGCCAGUGCAGCAGAGGACAACCCAGCUCACGACAGCAACAACAACCAUCCCACACGCUCAGCAAACCCAGUCUCCAGCAACCACACCAGCAAGAAACCCCGCGUCUCAACCGAAACCGCAAACCCGCCAUCCUCGACAUCCAACCCCUCCUCACCCCCGUCCUCACCCCAGCCAGACAAACCACACAGCAAACAGCAACUACAACAACAACAGUCCAGUCAACCCAACCCCGCCCCCACCAAAAAACGCCGCGCCCGCUCCAAGAAAUCUGCUCUCCACGACUCUCCUCCCCCAACUCCAAACGCACGAGCAGAACCCGCCACCCGCUCAACCCGCAAAUCCCGCCGCCACAACCCGCGCACGUUUGACGAGCAAAAGGCCGAGGAGUUGGUUUUGCCGUUGGGUGGGGUCAAGGGGGGACAUGGUGGGGCGAGGAGUGCGGUGUUUAGUGCGCUGUUGGGUGGGGGUGGGGAUGGAGAGUUGGACGGGGAAAAAGGAGGGGAAGAAGGGGGGAAAAGGCAAAGGAAAAGAAAGGGGGAGGGUGUAAGAGUCUAG
Molecule: messenger RNA, 1104 nt
Organism: Plenodomus lingam JN3
Lineage: Eukaryota; Fungi; Ascomycota; Dothideomycetes; Pleosporales; Leptosphaeriaceae
Biological process (GO): regulation of gene expression; maturation of 5.8S rRNA
Cellular component (GO): nucleolus; exosome (RNase complex)
Molecular function (GO): DNA binding; RNA binding
Source: RefSeq, a predicted model, not a curated record